CGAAGGAGCGCGCUUGCCUUCUCCGUCCCUGGGCCGCGCCUGCGUUUGCAUUCGCCUCACUUGAACCAGGAAGCGGCAGAGUCGGAGGCUCCGCUCCUCCGGCUCUUUCUUUGUGUGGGCCGGGGAGUGAAGGAGGGGACGAGCCGCGAGGGCCGCGGCGCGGUCCCCUUCGCCGUUAGGGGCCGAGGGGCUGCCAGUGCCCUGGGUAGGCCCCGGGGCGUGGGGAGCCCAUCACAGAGACCCACUUGGCUUUUCCCUCGCCCCUCUCCCUGCUUUUUUGUGCCUCUUUUACUCCCCCAGCCCCUACUUUGAUUUAGAGCUUUUCUGCCAGGCCCAUCCUCCCCUUCCGUCCCCUUCCCGGGGUACAACAAUGCCGCCUGCUUCGCUUCAUCCCCCCCCACCAACACCCCACCCUGCCGUUCGCCACCUUCUACUUUCCCUGGUACCCCAUAUUCCUCCCGCCCUCACUCUGCUGUUUGUACCUCCAUCUGUAUUUGCAAGAAGCUUGCUUUGCACGUGAAUUGGGGUUAAAAACCUCGGUUGCAGCUGGCAGGGUCCAUAUGGGGAAGAGGGAGGUGGAGGAAGGGAGAUGAGGUUCAGCUGCCGCAGGGAGCCGCGUGUCGGUUUGUUUCACUCCCUCGCGGAUGGCUUUUAUCUCUUUCCACCGUCACCAGCUCCUCCGAACUGGCCCUCGGUCAAGGGUUUCACAGUGAUGUGGAAUGGCUUUUCCACAGUCGAAUCGCAGAUCUUCGGGGUGGGUUCAGACCGACUUGUGCUGUCUCUGGGGCCACCCUGAGUGGGAGGAGGGGGACACAUAAACGAAACGAAACCGAGUCCCAGUGUCACCUGGACACGUACAUUUGACGCAUUCCCAUAUUGGAAGAACCCGUUUGCAAAUGACAAAAAUUGCGUGCCGUUUUCAGAAAACCUGUCUUUCCACUUAAUAUCGACUUCUGUCGAAAUGCCCGUAUUUCGGAAGCCCUGGUUUUUGGCAAACUGUCCAAAGGUCACCCUUUCUGAUGAUGAAUGCCUUUAUGUGUCUGUUGACUUCACUUGGCACUGUUUAACAUUCCACCUCUGGAAAUUGUAAAGAUGGAGAGAUGAGGGGAAGGGACAAGGGGAUGAAGAGGAAAGGGCAUGGAGAGUAGAAAACUGAUUUCUGCUACAGACAUUCAGUACUCUGGCAGUCUGCUGAACUCCUUGAAUGAGCAACGUGGCCAUGGACUCUUCUGUGAUGUUACCGUCAUUGUGGAAGACCGAAAAUUCCGGGCUCACAAGAAUAUUCUUUCAGCUUCUAGUACCUACUUCCAUCAGCUCUUCUCUGUUGCCGGGCAAGUUGUUGAACUGAGCUUUAUAAGAGCAGAGAUCUUUGCAGAAAUUCUCAAUUAUAUCUAUAGUUCUAAAAUUGUUCGUGUUAGAUCAGAUUUGCUUGAUGAGUUAAUUAAAUCAGGGCAGUUAUUAGGAGUGAAAUUUAUAGCAGAGCUUGGUGUCCCAUUGUCACAGGUUAAAAGCAUCUCAGGUGCAGCUCAGGAUGGUAAUACUGAACCUUUACCUCCUGAUUCUGGUGACAAGAACCUUGUAAUACAGAAAUCAAAAGAUGAAGCCCAAGAUAACGGGGCUACUAUAAUGCCUAUUAUAACAGAGUCUUUUUCAUUAUCUGCCGAAGAUUAUGAAAUGAAAAAGAUCAUUGUUACCGAUUCUGAUGAUGAUGAUGAUGAUGUCAUUUUUUGCUCCGAGAUUCUGCCCACAAAGGAGACUUUGCCGAGUAAUAACACAGGGGCACAGGUCCAAUCUAACCCAGGCCCUGUUGCUAUUUCAGAUGUUGCACCUAGUGCUAGCAAUAACUCGCCCCCUUUAACAAAUAUCACACCUACCCAGAAACUUCCUACUCCUGUGAAUCAGGCAACUCUGAACCAAACACAAGGAAGUGAAAAAUUGUUGGUAUCUUCAGCUCCAACACAUCUGACUCCCAAUAUUAUUUUGUUAAAUCAGACACCACUUUCUACACCACCAAAUGUCAGUUCUUCACUUCCAAAUCAUAUGCCCUCUUCAAUCAAUUUACUUGUACAGAAUCAGCAGACACCAAACAGUGCUAUUUUAACAGGAAACAAGGCCAAUGAAGAGGAGGAGGAGGAAAUAAUAGAUGAUGAUGAUGACACUAUUAGCUCCAGUCCUGACUCGGCCGUCAGUAAUACAUCUUUGGUCCCACAGGCUGAUACCUCCCAAAAUACCAGUUUUGAUGGAUCAUUAAUACAGAAGAUGCAGAUUCCUACACUUCUUCAAGAACCACUUUCCAAUUCCUUAAAAAUUUCAGAUAUAAUUACUAGAAAUACUAAUGAUCCAGGCUUAGGAUCGAAACAUCUAAUGGAGGGUCAGAAGAUCAUUACUUUAGAUACAGCUACUGAAAUUGAAGGCUUAUCGACUGGUUGCAAGGUUUAUGCAAAUAUCGGUGAAGAUACUUAUGAUAUAGUGAUCCCUGUCAAAGAUGACCCUGAUGAAGGGGAGGCCAGACUUGAGAAUGAAAUACCAAAAACGUCUGGCAGCGAGAUGGCAAACAAACGUAUGAAAGUAAAACAUGAUGAUCACUAUGAGUUAAUAGUAGAUGGAAGGGUCUAUUAUAUCUGUAUUGUAUGCAAAAGGUCAUAUGUCUGUCUGACAAGCUUGCGGAGACAUUUUAACAUUCAUUCUUGGGAGAAGAAGUAUCCGUGCCGUUACUGUGAGAAGGUAUUUCCUCUUGCAGAAUAUCGCACAAAGCAUGAAAUUCAUCACACAGGGGAGCGAAGGUAUCAGUGUUUGGCCUGUGGCAAAUCUUUCAUCAACUAUCAGUUUAUGUCUUCACAUAUAAAGUCAGUUCAUAGUCAAGAUCCUUCUGGGGACUCAAAGCUUUAUCGUUUACAUCCAUGCAGGUCUUUACAAAUCAGACAAUAUGCAUAUCUUUCUGAUAGAUCAAGCACUAUUCCUGCAAUGAAGGAUGAUGGUAUUGGGUAUAAGGUUGACACUGGAAAAGAACCUCCAGUAGGGACCACUACAUCUACUCAGAACAAGCCAAUGACCUGGGAAGAUAUUUUUAUUCAGCAGGAAAAUGAUUCAAUUUUUAAACAAAAUGUAACAGAUGGCAGUACUGAGUUUGAAUUUAUAAUACCAGAAUCUUACUAAACUCCUUUGAAGUACUAGAAAGUUUUGUUUUGGAUGAUGGGGCAGGGGUUUCAGAAGAUCUGUAAAACAAGGUGCGAACAAGUUAAUUUGAUCUGCCACAUUAUCUGAAGGAAGUGUAGUGGGAUUUUUGUUGAUAAUUUUUAGAAGCAAAUUUUCCUGAAAGUUUUGAGUAGAGGUGAGACCCCCUCCCCAAGUAUCUGUUUAUAUAGUUAGUUUUCAGCUCAUUUAAAAGAGGCAAAAAUUAAAAGCUUGGAGAGAUAGUUUCCUGAAUAGAAUUUGAAGCAGUCUGAAUGUUCUUUGAAAAUAACUGGAGUUAUUAGCAUACCCUAGUACAUCUUACAGCUUUCCCCUUCCAUGUUAGCACUUUACUGCUGAAUUCUCAAUUUUCUUAACAUUGAGACAAUAAAUGUGUGUUUUGUCUUGUAUAUGGCAUAAAGAGUAAAUAAGUUUUAGAGUUGUUCUGGAAAAUGUCAGAAUAAGUCUCUACUUGGGUUGUGUAAUCUGCUAGUCCAAGCGGACAGCAACCUCCUGCUACCCUCCCUCUAUGAAAAUAGCCAUGCAGACAAGUUUCUCAUCUGAAGAACAAAUUAGAUUUAGCUAAUUAGAAUUAAUCCUGGCUUUCAUUGCCAUAGUCUGUAAAAGACUUUGGUGGCUAGACCACUUUAUACCUUUGCAGUGUGGUCUCUGGGGGCAAAAAACUAAAGAAAAAAAAUCUCUGUAAUGGCAGAUAGGAGGAGAUGAAAAGUUCUGUUGCAUGUAUUUUUAAUUCUCUGGCUACCACAUAGUAGAGAAUGGAAUGAAGAUUUCCUUUUUGCUUCUUAAGGUUAAAAAUAUUCCCAUGAAAAUUUUCAAAUUUUGAAUCUGAAAGCCACCAAAUGAAUCUUUAUGUAUAAAUCCUUGUAAAUGAUAGAUUCCAUGGGUGAGACUUUACAUAUUUUGGGUGGGAGGCUACUGGCAUAUAUUUUUAAAUGUUCAUAUUGCGUAGAAUCUCCAAUAGGAAGUCUUUGAAAUAGUUGAAUCAAUGAUCUGGUAUUUUCCUUUCGGCAAGAUUUGUUAGGUUUUUACCCCUUCUAAAAUAAGUGUUAUUCCAUCUGCAAAUUGCUGCAAUAUUAUAGUAAUCAGAAACUACAUAAGGAAUGUUAUAUAGGCUUGUCAGUUCCCAUUUUUCUUGACAACAAUAAAUACCACUUCUUUUUAAAAUGACACGUAUUUAAACACUUAGAAAAUAAAGUUAACACUUACUGAAGUGCUAGUACUAAACUGUGCUAGUACUAAAAGAAAACAGGUUGGAACAUGCAUAUAGCCUAGCAUUUAUAACAGAAUUGUUGAACGUCUGUAAAUGAUUUUUUUUUUUUUUUUGCAAAGGAAAAAAUUGAUACUGGAAAAGAUUGUUGUGCAUAGUUAUUAGUCAUUUGUAACCUUGCUUAAGUAUUUCUUAGUCCAACAUAGAUAUUUUCUUUCUCCUUACCAUGUAUUUUUAAAAAUAGUCUAUUUCUUGACUUUGAACUUAAAGCUUUAAUCAUAAUUUCUCAUGUAUACAUCAUUCUUCUGAUGGUAAGCUGGAUUUGAAGGUAGUGGUUUCAGUGUUUCUUAAGUUGGUAGCUGAGGGUAUCAGGCAUCAGUUCAUGCAGUAAUACAAGAAAAAAAAUCCUUUGCUUGCCAAGAGGUAGAGUGAUGUGCAUUUAUCUGUUUUCUGUAAGUCUAGACCUUCAAACCAUUUGUAAACUAACCCCUGGGAAAUUUGAAAUGACCUUAUAACUUAAGACUGUGAUCUCUGGAAUCACCAUAUCUGUUUCUUUUUUGUGUAGAUAUUAAUAACAUUACUCUUUGACUAUAGUGUGCACUCUGAAAUGUUCUCAGUGAAAAUUUGAGUUUCAUUAAUGCUGUUUCACCAGUUAGACAUAAUUACUUCUACCAAUGUGAAUGAUACGGAUGCCGGCAGAGCUUCCAGAUCUUUCAGACUCAACUGCUAGGUCAAUUAGUUUGUCAUAAUAAAACUUGGCAGUUUCUACAAGUCUAUUAUGACAAACCAGGAACUAAUUCUAUAAUGGAAAACUAUCCAUUCUGAAUAAUAGGGAUGUAAUUAUUUGCUGCUGCUGUGCUCUGUAAAUUCUGAAUAUGACAUUUAAACUCUGUGCCUACUAAAGGUAUCUUCUGGAGUUUUUUGGGAGGAGAGAAACUGGAAAAUUAAAUUGUAUUUUUGCCAGAAGACUCUUACUUGCAUGUGUCUCAGGGUCUUCAGUUUUUCUAUAAGUUUCCAUAUCCAAAGUUCAGAGUUCAUGUGAAAUACUUCUUUGGGGCAAAAGUCCUUCAUUCCUGGUAUUUAUUGGAUUGGAAAUCUGUAGCAAGAUGCUGUUUAAAAUUACCAUGUGGUUUUUCUAUCUUAUACUUAGCUGUCUGGCUAUUGAACUUCCUUUUCUUGUUUGAAGUUAGCUUCAAAUUUGCUCCUAUGCUAAAUUACCUGUAAAUAUUCUGGAUAGGAACUACUUGAAAUAGUAAUUUGUUAAAAGAUAUGACAAAAUGAAAAUGCUUAAACUAUAGAAAUUUUAAAAUGCCAUAACAAUCUUGCAAGACUAACUUUAAAAUAUACUUUAAAUGAUUAUUAUGAUUUUGGUGGUAACGAUCCCCCACACACAACCACUAUGAAGAAAUAAUGCCACAUUUUUCCCCAUUGUACCAAAAAGAUAAAAAAAUGGUAAACACUGAUCAAGGUAUUUUGUAUUGUCAAGGCAUGCAUAUUAUAAAGAAUUAAAUGCUAACUUAACAGCACUGGCUUUCUGGCUGGUCAACCAUAUGAAACCUUGUUCAUUCCUCCGAGUACUGUAAUGUUCACACUUGUACAAUCUUCUCUGUCAUGACUUUAAGUUCUACUUUUCAUUAACCAUGGCCUGAUAUUAGUUCUUAGAGCUUCUUGUGGCAAAAAUAAAAUGAUUUAAUUCUGA
Pongo pygmaeus (Bornean orangutan) is the source of this 6098-nucleotide messenger RNA. It is a transcript of the gene ZBTB33, whose product is annotated as zinc finger and BTB domain containing 33. Gene Ontology annotation, molecular function: RNA polymerase II cis-regulatory region sequence-specific DNA binding; protein binding; DNA-binding transcription factor activity, RNA polymerase II-specific. Bases 1138 to 3156 code for a protein of 672 amino acids. The record is from RefSeq and is a predicted model, not a curated record. Gene Ontology annotation, biological process: regulation of transcription by RNA polymerase II. The transcript is spliced from 3 exons. Lineage: Eukaryota; Metazoa; Chordata; Mammalia; Primates; Hominidae.